Messenger RNA from Coturnix japonica (Japanese quail), 4783 nucleotides. RefSeq names its product lysine methyltransferase 5B (gene KMT5B). NCBI's taxonomy places the organism in Eukaryota, Metazoa, Chordata, Aves, Galliformes, Phasianidae. Gene Ontology annotation, molecular function: histone H4K20 methyltransferase activity; protein binding. The record is from RefSeq and is a predicted model, not a curated record. Gene Ontology annotation, cellular component: nucleus.
UGCGCUGCGCCGCCUCGAGCGGUCAUGGGCGCUGCGGUCCCCGCUGUCCAUCCGCGGCGGGCGAGGCACGGAAGCCGGCUGAGUGGCGGCCUGCCCCUGCGCCCGCCCGCGUGAGGGGGAGCUGGGGAGCGACGGGGAUUGAGGAAGGAGGAGAGCUCGGUUUUCUUUUGAGCCGUGUAUCCUUCCGCUCAGCGGGCACAAGAGGCUGGAGCUGCGGUGUCCCUCCGCCGCCGGCAGCGCAGGGGCAGGCGGCGCCUCUCCGGAGGGGGGCGAGGAGGUCGCGGCUUCGCGGGAGAGAGAGGAAGAAACUUAAGAGCGCCGUGGCUGGAGCGACGGAGCGCCCGGCUCAGAAGCCCAGCGGAAAGAGGCCUUGGACAGCGAAAGAGAAGCACGAACAGGAGGAGGAAGCGGCGGCGGCCGCCACCGGCCCCUCAUCGCCGCCCCGCGGGGUCCCUGCGAGGGAGCUCGGGGGACUCUUUUUCGCGGGGUCCGGCGGAAGGAUCUCACGGCGGCUCUCUCCAUCGCCUCCCCCCUGCACCGCUCGCCCCUCGGCGCCGCCAUCUUGGAUUUUAAUCCGCCAUUUUUUUUCUCCCCCCACUCGGAAUUAUUUUUGACCAUUACCUCCGUGCAUUUUUUUUUUCCUUUCCUCUCUCUAUUUUUUCCUUUAUUUUUUCCUCUCCCGGUUUUCUCUUUUCUCUCCUCAUCAUCUUUAUUUUUUUUUUUGUGUUUGUUUUUCUUUAAAUUUCCGCCCCCCCCCGUUGCUCCUUUGCUUUGGAUGAGCCAUUUCUCACGGAAAAUGCUGGGGUAGCACCGGCGGCGGCGCGGAGGCGACCUGAGUAGGUAUUGGAGCCGAAAUUAUUCAUCCACUUCUCCGAGCCUUUUGAAAAGUGACUAAAUGCAACUGGGUCAGGUUGUCUGUGGGCAUGAAGUGGUUGGGAGAAUCCAAGAACAUGGUGGUGAAUGGCAGGAGGAGUGGAAGCAGGGCGUCUAAUGACCACGUGCAGAGUCAAACCAAAUUGCAGCACACAGGAAAGGAGAAUCCCAGGUCUGGCAAAAAUGGAGUUGAGAGAAGAUCGAGCAGAUGUAGUGGUGCUUCGGGAUUUGAGGGUCAGAGUCGUUACGUGCCUUCCUCUGGAAUGUCGGCCAAGGAACUGUGUGAAAACGAUGACCUAGCAACUAGUUUGGUUCUUGAUCCUUACUUAGGUUUUCAGACACACAAAAUGAAUACUAGAUUUCGACCUAUAAAAGGAAGGCAAGAAGAACUAAAAGAGGUGAUCGAACGUUUUAAGAAAGAUGAGCACUUAGAAAAAGCCUUCAAGUCCUUGACGUCAGGUGACUGGGCCCGGCACUAUUUUCUUAACAAGAACAAAAUGCAGGAAAGGUUGUUCAAAGAACAUGUAUUUAUUUAUUUACGGAUGUUUGCAACUGACAGUGGGUUUGAGAUACUGCCUUGUAAUCGGUAUUCAUCUGAGCAGAAUGGAGCCAAAAUAGUUGCAACGAAAGAAUGGAAGCGGAAUGAUAAGAUAGAACUACUUGUUGGGUGUAUUGCUGAGCUAUCAGAAAUGGAAGAAAACAUGCUGCUGAGACAUGGGGAAAAUGACUUCAGUGUAAUGUAUUCCACGAGGAAAAACUGUGCACAACUGUGGCUUGGUCCUGCUGCGUUUAUCAAUCACGAUUGCAGACCUAACUGUAAGUUUGUGUCAACUGGCAGAGAUACAGCAUGUGUGAAAGCUCUGAGAGAUAUUGAACCUGGAGAAGAAAUCUCUUGUUACUAUGGAGAUGGCUUUUUUGGAGAAAAUAAUGAAUACUGCGAAUGUUACACCUGUGAAAGGCGUGGAACUGGUGCUUUUAAAUCAAGAGUGGGAUUGCCAGCCCCUACUCCUGUGAUUAAUAGCAAAUAUGGACUGAGAGAAACAGAUAAGCGAUUGAACAGACUCAAAAAGCUGGGUGACAGCAGCAAAAACUCAGACAGCCAGUCCGUCAGCUCUAACACUGAUGCAGAUACCACUCAGGAAAAAGCUAAUGCAACUAACAGAAAAUCUUCAAUUGGUGUGAAAAAGAAUGGCAAAAACAGAACAUUAACAAGACAGUCUAUAUCAAGAAUUCCAGCAUCAUCAAACUCUACCUCAUCUAAACUAACUCAUAUAAAUAAUUCCAGGGUACCAAAGAGACUGAAAAAGCCUGCAAAGCCUUUACUUUCAAAGAUUAAGCAGAGAAAUCAGUGCAAAAGGCUGGAGCAAAAGAAUGCUUCUAAAAAGCUCGAAAUGGGAAAUUUAGUUCUCAAAGAGCCUAAAGUAGUUUUGUACAAAAGCUUGCCCAUUAAAAAGGAUAAGGAAUUAGAGGGACCAGUCAAAGUUGCAGUCUCUAGUGGAUGCUUAACAAGGCACGCAGCAAGAGAGUAUAAACUGAAUUCUGUGAAAGGUGCUCACGAGCAUGGUGACAUACCACCUUGCACGUACAUAACACGGAGGUCAAUGAGAACGCGGAUGAGUUUGAAGGAGACCUCUGACAUAAAGCUUGAACCAAAUACAUUGGAUAGCUAUAAGAAUAACUUGACGAGAACACGAUCGGACAUUUUAGAGCAACAGUCUCAUGCAACGGAUGAAAACAGCCUGGCUCAUGGAACGUCACAUAAAGGGGAGGCCAGGUGUCAGAAAAAUGACGCAGGCACGUCAAAAAAGAAGUCUCGACAAGGAAAACUAGUGAAACCACCUGCAAAAUUAGAUGAAACAGAUAAUACGCACAAUACACCUGUAAAAGAUGAAGUACCGGACUUGAUCAGUUCUCACUCGGAAAAUGGGGAGAGGAAUAAUGUGGUAGAUGUACCUGUUAGCUAUCAAGACUGUAUCUCUGGAUCUGGUAGCUGUUCUGUUGUAACAUCUGACAGUUUCAAAGCAAAGGACACCUUCAGAACUGCAAAAACUAAAAAGAAAAGACGAAUCACGAGGUAUGAUGCACAACUAAUCCUUGAAAAUAGCUCUGGGAUCCCUAAACUGACUCUUCGUAGGCGCCACGAUAGCAGUAGCAAGGCAAAUGACCAAGAAUCUGAUGGAAUGAAUUCUUCAAAAAUAAGCAUCAAACUAAGUAAAGACCACGAAAAGGAUAAUAAUUUAUAUGUAGCAAAGCUAAAUAAUGGGUUUAACUCAGGAUCAGGCAAUAGUUCAACAAAACUAAAAAUACAGUUAAAACGAGAGGAAGAAAAUAGAGGGACGUACUCUGAGGACCUUCAUGAAAAUGGUGUGUGUUGUAGUGAAACUCUCUCCCUUUUGGAGUCAAGAAUGGAAGUAGAUGAUUAUGCUCAGUAUGAGGAGGAAACGGCAGAUGAGUCUUCAUCAGAAGAGGAUGAUGAAGAGGAAGAUGACUAUGAUGACGAAUUUGAUGACUUUAUUCCUCUUCCUCCAGCAAAGAGACUAAGGCUCAUUGUUGGCAAGGAUUCAAUAGAUAUCGAUAUUUCUUCCAGGAGGAGGGAAGAUCAGUCUUUAAGGCUCAAUGCAUAAGCUUAUAGGUCUUAAACUGACCUGGAUGUCAUUUUUAAAAAAACAAACAAAAAAAAAAUUAAAUAAAAAAUAAAAAUAAAAAAAACAAAAACCUCACCACCAACAAAUUCCAUUUGAUUAUUCCUCAGCUGAAGAACUUUCUGAAAAACUUAGCGGCAGCACUUCUUUAUUGUUUGUUCACCUAUCAACAUAAUAUUGUAGAAAGUGUACAGCAUACUGACUCUUCUUAAGUUCGAUUUGUGCAGAUUUUUAUUGUACUUUUUAAUAGCCUUCUUAUGUGCAAUUCUGAGGUAGAGGUAAUGCUCUGUUGUAAAAUAAAGGCUCAAGCAAAGUUAUGAAGUUGCAUCAAAUCUUUCCAUGCAGGACAAUGAGAAUACAGUGUGGCUACACAAUUAUUUUUGAUCUGCGAGAGCCUCGGUUUGCUCUUGCGGUAUUUGACUAAACAAUUAAAUGAUUAAAAAUAAAUCAUAGUAGCAGCAUAUUUAAGGUUUUCUAGUCUAUGUUAAUAUCACCAGCAAUGAACUACAGCUUUUCGAUUUCUUUGCUAGAUGUUUUUUUGUUUUGUUUUUUUUUUCCCCUUGGAGUUUGUCGGUUUUAACACUGUAUGCUGUCCCAGACGUUACUGUUUGUGGCCUUUGUUAUAGUAGCAAACGGUUGGUUGGAAGUCAAAUUGAUUUCUUAAGAAAAAAAAAAAAUUUAAAAAAAAAAGAAAAAAAAAAGGUGUUGACAAUUUGCUGACUUUUUAGUACAUUAUAUGUACAAGGGUAGCAGUAUGCAGAAUAAAAGUUUGGAUAUGGUGUAUUUAUUGCUUGUUAUGUAAAUUAAACACCUUGUAUUUAACACUUUUCAAUACUUUUAGAUAAAAUUGUUCUUUGCAAGAAUGAUUGGUGCUUAUUUUUUCAAGAAUUUGCUGUGAAAUAAUGUGACUACAACGGGCAACGUUUAUCCAUUGAACUGCAGCUAUCCUGAAUUGGUUCUUCAUAUUUUUUCUGUUGCACUUGUAAAAUGCUACAAGGAAUUUAAAGAAAGAAAAAUCUAUUCACUUUAACUUAUGAUAGUUUUAUGAAAUUAAAAAACAACUAAGUCACAGCUUUUGUUCUGUGGUAACCUAUAAAAUGUUUGUCUUUUAAGAACCAGUUGUAAAAAACUGAAAAAAAAGUAUGUAUAUGUUGUAAAUAUUUGUGUGUUGUGCGAAAUUUUGUCAUAAGAAAUUGAGAUAACUUGCCAGAAGGGUUUUUAAGUUUAGAAAUACAUCCAUGCCAAUAAAAUAGGAAAUUGUAAACCUA